CCGGGGCUAAUAAAAUAUGACUGACACAGACAGAUGACAAAAAUUUUUCAAAAAAAAAUAGGUAUCAACAAAAACAGAACAAAACAUGAAACUCUUGCUACUUUUUCAUGGGAUAUUAAUUUCAUAUUUCUGUUGUCAUGCAGCGGGCGAAAAUGUUGUGCCACUGCUGAUUGUGAACCAGACAUUUGUUAAUGGAACAGAUAAAUUUCUAAAAACGGUCAAGCGUGAGUCGGAUGAUGUCUCGCCAAGUUCAAAUCUUACUUACUUUCCGUUCAUAAUGCUGAUAGACCAAAAGCACGACACCAGUGAGUAUUGGAGGGAGACAGAGAUCCUAACUCUCGUCAGAAAUGAUGAGAAUGAGAUAGACUACGACAAGUGCGAGCAGAGUGUCUCCAGCGGGAGUGUGCUGCAACUGCCCAGCAGGAGAACUGUCAGACCAAUUUGCAGGACCAACAUUGAUUACCAGAUCUGCCCGCAGUGUCCUCACUUCAGCAACUUUACGGAAUGUGAGCUGUUUCGAGAUUCUUGCAAGGAGAGAAGAGUUCUACCAUCAGAGUUCCGCACGUACUGUGACAGGAAGUACGGCAAAUGGCGAACCAUGUUCCUGCCGGCUGAUUACAACCAAUGCAGAUGUUGUGACGAGUGCAUCUUCUACAGAGAACUCGACCAGUCCUGCGUCCAAGAUGAAUACAACUUUGAUUUUGAGGAAUUUCUGCCGGUCACUUCUAUAGAUUUCAGAGCCGGCUGCAACCCUUACUGGGGUCACCCUGAGCAGGAGUACAGGGCUCUCCGGUGUGACAAAACCCUGAGGAGAUGUGUUCCGGUCGCCAGCCCUACGAUGCCGAAAGACACACUAGUAAAUGUCCGCCGAAGCUUCCGCUACUCCCCGCUAAUGAACGGCAAGGAGUGUCCUGUCUCGUGCCGCGGCUACGCGUGCAAACACCAGUUCGUGCACGAGUGGGACUGCGCCCCGGGGGCUUUCAUACCGGACCGUGAGCAGUGCAACUGCUGCGGGCAAUGCACCAUGUUUUACCAAUUAGAUCAAAAAUGCGCUGAAUUUAAGAAAACUUUUCACAAUGUGAACGGCUCUAAGGAAAUUGAGGUAGAGGAGGAGUUCCUGGAGCCAGGUUGUGACGACGGGCUGGUCUGCAGACAGGGUCGCUGCCAGGACAUACACAUCGUCAGCUCGGCGACGGUCACCGGCGAGCGGAGGAAACGAGACGACGAGGAGGGACAAGCUAAUGAGCCAUGUAAAACCGAGUUGAAGUUCUUCAAGAAGAAGUACGGUUCUAACGGCCAUCUGCAUUACGACGCCCCUCAGUGCUCUCCGUUAUGGCUAUAUUCGCCUGUGCAGUGUCGUCAGUUUAUCUGUUAUUGCGCUCUGGAAGAUGGAACAUUCAUCGAAGGAAUCAAGGUGCCGAGGGUAGAAGUGUCUAAUAUGAACUGCGAUUGCGCCCGCGACAAAUGUCGCACCGGCUCGGACGUGGAGUGUGACGGCUACGGCAAUUACAAGGAGGCCAUUUUCUCUUCAUACCAGGAGCUUGACGACAGUUCCAAACCGAAGGGUUCCGUACAUCGCCACGGUCGUGACGUGAACCCAAACAUCAUCCCCACCAAUAUCUGCCAAGAAGCAAAGUCGGGAGCCGGCGCCGGCAGCGGUGAGGACUGCAAGACUACCAAAAUGUGAUUAUGGAAUUUUGAAAGAAGUAUUAUUUUACGGCCUUUCAACGUGUAUUGCUCUGAGAUGGUUUUAUGUUGGUUUUACCCGGCUUUUACCCGGUUUACGCCGGGCAAGAUUUAUGCCCAGGCGUAAACCCAUUUCAAUAUUACUGUGUUUUGUCUUUUGGCACCAACAGAGCAAUGUUCUUCUAUUGGCAGUACGUAUUCUUCUUUGCAUACGAUUUUAUAGCAAUAGCCAUGCUAAUAUUAGGUAUUCUGUAGCUGUUCUAAAAUAAUUAUACCUCGGUUAGAAAUAAAACCGGUUUUUUUUUUGCUUCUAUCGUCUGCUCUUCGUACUACUUAACUUCGAUUCUAAAGAGCAAAUUACGAUAAUAUAUGGUUGAGUGCGUAAAUUAGAAUCCCAAUUAUUAUUGUCUGGGUUUCGUAAGAGCACAUAAACUGUACGAAUUACUUUUGUGAAAUUUAAAUUAUAAUUUAAUCUAGACAUUUCUGGAAAUGGUAACAAGAAAUACCUUAUUCUGUGUCAUAGUGUCGUUGUUCGAUCGGUAAACUGGCCAAAUCAUUUCAAACACGAAACAUAUAUAUACUCGUAGCACGUUACUGACGUCCACAUGCGGUCUCUUUUACCCAUAUCGUGUAAAAAGGAGAACGUGUGGACGCAAUUACGUGCAAUGUUUUAU
Molecule: messenger RNA, 2360 nt
Organism: Plodia interpunctella (Indianmeal moth)
Lineage: Eukaryota; Metazoa; Arthropoda; Insecta; Lepidoptera; Pyralidae
Exons: 14
Coding region: 86-1687 (533 amino acids)
Source: RefSeq, a predicted model, not a curated record